CACUCCAUUCACACCACCUCCCCCUUCCCUCCGGAGUCCGCCGCGCCUCCGCUGGAGCCAUGCGCAGCAGGGGUCGCCAUUGCGCUUGCCACAGACGAUGAGCACUUCGCAAUCCCCGCUGACCCGACGCUCCUUCCUCUCCCCAAAGCGCUCCUAUGACUCCCGUCAUCUCCUGCCAUACCGUAUCAUACCUUCUCCUUUGCCGCUCGCACUCGCUGCCUUGGAACUACAUCGAAUCGAACAUGGACAACUGGGUGCAUCCAUGUCCGACCCUCCACGAAAUCACCGAGCACGCUGCCGCGUACCUGGAGCUGCUCGUCCUGGCGUCGGGCUUUCAGAGCAGCGGCCAGCCAUUCUCCUGGACGCCCGCCAACCUGCGCAAAGCCCUUGCCUGGGCCUCCCAUCUUGAGCAGAGGGUGGCGGAUCUUUCUCCAGCGGCGGAGGGAAUGGAAUCGAGGAGGGCUCUGGACUCUGCACUUGCUAAGCUCACGGCUUCCGCACCAACUUAUCCAGCGGGUUUGCGAUGUCUUUCUUCUAUUGACCUGAGUAGUGCUCGGAGACUUCUGAUACAGGCUCUGCUUCAAGCAGUAGUGCCAGAUCCUGCCUACUUUGAAUCCAUCGUACAUUGCUUGAGUCGGAAAGAUGAGAAUGAAGGAGAGAUAGGUCAUGACGUAAAAGAACUAGUCUCCGCAAGAAAUCGAGCCAUUAGAAGCGCAGAGUGUAUUGGAAAUUUCGUCGAUACUGCCUUGGGCUGUCUUACUUUUGAGAAAAAGCCGCUCACGCCUCUCACAUCCAUCUGGCGAACAUCGUUGACCAGGGGUACCAGUAUCUCAGCUGUUGAAAUAGUAGAUGGAAUGUAUUGUGAGGUUUGGGCAAGAAACGCUGUGGAGUACGUGACAUCAUUCACCACCGUGUAUAAAACAGCAGCAGCCAACCUCAUCUUCAAAACAAGAGAAGAAGGUUGGCGGAGGGUGCUCGACACUUCACUAGCUUCCACAUCAAGCACCUUGAUUGGUGAUGGCUGUGGCAGUGGAACUGAGAUCGCAGAGCUAUGUUGCCUACAGUUGGGAUUCUCCGAAUGCAGAAAUCUCGCUUUCAGGAUUUUCACCUCCACGCUAAACGAAAAUGUUGCAACUGAAGAACUUGUAUGUCAUGCUGGCCGAGAACAAGUAAGGCACAGCGUGCCAGAUUUAUCAGCGGAAAAGCUGGUUAGUAUCGAGACCGUCUUGGCAGAAAUCCUCGAAAAGCGGGUCGAUGUAUGGUGGAUACUUCCACCUGUGCUUUUAGCUGGGGUCUGUGCAUCAAGGUUUCGGAUGUUGAAGACUUACCUCCACACGAUAACUAGAGGACUGGAACAAAAUGUUCGUUUCUGCAAGUGUCCCUGCCACCAACGAAGCAGCAAUUGCCAAACCUGCCGGCAGUGCACGAACGUCCUGUUGGAGAGGCUCUGGUGCUUUGGCGUGCAUCAUCCACAACUGAAGAACUUUAAUACUCAAGAACUGAUUAGUACUUGUAACUAUCUUCUGUUCCAGGCCAAAAGAAGACCAAUUUAAAAUUAAUAAAAAUAAAAAAACAAAAA
Physcomitrium patens is the source of this 1579-nucleotide messenger RNA. The record is from RefSeq and is a predicted model, not a curated record. NCBI's taxonomy places the organism in Eukaryota, Viridiplantae, Streptophyta, Bryopsida, Funariales, Funariaceae.